AUGAAGACCGCCCUCCUCUUAACUGGCAUCGUCGCCCUCCUCGGCACGCCCUCCUCGGGCCUCAAGGUGUCCACCUCCCUGGACUGGAUCGAGUACACCCCGCAGCGCUACGCCGCCGACAACUUCUACAAGGGCAGCAGCCCCGUCCAGAUCUCGAGCGGAGGCGUGGCCACCAUCGCCCGCGACAACAGCGUGGACCUGGCCGCCAACGCCGAGACCCAGGGCCUGAAGCAGCUCAGCGGCCGACGAAGCCUCCGCCUGAUUUACAUGGUCUGCGAGGCCCAGUAUCGCAUCGUCGCGAACAAGGCCAAGGGGAUCAACGCCCUCGAGGACCUCAAGGGCAAGAGAAUCGGCACCAUACCCGGCACCUCGGCCGGCUACUUUGUCAACAAGUUCCUAAAGACGGCGGGGAUCCAGCCCGGCCAGUACACCGUCGCCUCCGGGAAUGCGUGCAUGAAGGCCCCCUGCGGCCAGGGGACCCUUCCCCAGAUGCUGCAAGCCGGGCAAAUUGAUGCCUUUGGCCUGUGGGAGAUGUACGCCCUGUAUACCACGGCCGAAAAGCUUGCGGACGCGAGGAUCCGGGCCGACAUUGUCGAGUUCGUCCGCGCGCUCAACCAGACUCUCGAUGUCUACAACAACGACCCAAAGAAGGUGUUUGCCCGCGUAGCCGAGCUUGUCCGUUCCGAUGCCGAUGUUGUCGAGGCCGUCUGGCCGGAGCAUCUAUGGACCGGCCGCUGGGCCCCGGACCUGAUUGACUUCUUGGUCGAAGAGGACGCAUAUCUGGCGCAGGAGGAUCGAAGGCAGCCUAUCCCCAGAGCGGACAUUGAGAAGUUCCUCGACACUAGCAUCCUAGACGAACUCGGCUUGUAA
Messenger RNA from Parascedosporium putredinis, 870 nucleotides. Lineage: Eukaryota; Fungi; Ascomycota; Sordariomycetes; Microascales; Microascaceae. The record is from the annotation of a GenBank genome assembly.